Ostrea edulis (European flat oyster) is the source of this 1156-nucleotide messenger RNA. Its product is annotated as 15-hydroxyprostaglandin dehydrogenase [NAD(+)]-like. Gene Ontology annotation, molecular function: oxidoreductase activity, acting on the CH-OH group of donors, NAD or NADP as acceptor. Gene Ontology annotation, cellular component: cytoplasm. NCBI's taxonomy places the organism in Eukaryota, Metazoa, Mollusca, Bivalvia, Ostreida, Ostreidae. The transcript has 7 exons. The record is from RefSeq and is a predicted model, not a curated record. Bases 136 to 918 code for a protein of 260 amino acids.
AUUCAAAGGUCAUACCAAGAGAAGGUAACUCUUGUAAACAGUACUACAUAGUGUAUGUCGAUGAUGAUGUCAGUUUGAGCAAAGUACACGUACUUAAACCACGGGUAUAACUGUCUGCAUUAUAAGUAUUGCAGUAUGUUACUGGAUGGAAAAGUGGCCUUGAUUACCGGGGGAGCACAGGGACUAGGUAAAGCCUUCGCUGAAGAACUUCUGAAACAGAAAGUAAAGGUUUGCAUUUGUGACGUGAAGCAAGAAACAGGAGAGAAAACCAUCGAUGAAUGGAAGCCGAAGUAUGACAACAGAGCCAUUUUUGUUAAAUGUGACGUCAGCAAUCUUACAGAAUUUGAAGAAGCCUUUAAACAAGCGACAGCAAAAUUUGGAGGACUUGAUAUAGUGGUUAACAAUGCUGGAUUAUCCGGAGAAAAUGUCAUUUCCUGGAGAACCAUUGUUAUUGUCAACUUAAUUGGUGUGAUAGAAGGCACUAAGCUGGCGGAAAAGUACUUGAACAAACAGUCUGGGGGUCGAGGGGGCGUGGUCGUUAACAUUGGAUCUACAGCAGGUUUAACCCCGAUACCAUAUGCUCCUGCGUACGCUGCGUCAAAAUAUGGUGUGGUAGGGUACACCAGAAGUGUUGCACUGAAACCGGACACUGGACCGUCGGGGCUGCGGUACGUCUGUCUCUGCCCGGCUUUCACUUACACUUCCAUGUUUUCAGAGGUUCAGCAAGCGAUGGCAGUUCCUGGGCAUGAAAGUUUAUCAAAAGUAGUACAAGACACAGGAAUAAACAAGAUUGAGGAUGUGGUUGAAGCAUUCAUGCAGUUACUUUUGACCGACGAUAACAAUGGUGGAGUGAUGAUCAUAAGCAAAAAGGGCGGUAUCCAGUACCACGGCAGGCGGCGCAAGGUCAACAAACUCUAGAGGUCACAGGAACGGUAUCAGCAGGCGGCGUAAGGUCAACAGACUCUAGAGCCUGUCAGUCGCCAUAGGCAGCGGAAAAAUGUUCAUAAAAAUUUAAUAUUUAUAAUGGACUGGUGUAUGAAUUAUUAAAGAUAUCUGGAGAGAGAGAGAGAGAGAGAGAGAGAGAGAGAGAGAGAGUUUAUUAUAUAAAAGACUGUUAAAUAAAUUGAAUUUCAUUCCAUAUUCAUAAUCAAGAAAA